CAUUUUAAAUUUAAACAAAUAGGCAACCACCCUCCACCCAUUUCAGAAGCCAGUGCAAAAAUAAGGAGGGCUGUCAAAAGGAAAUUUCCCCACAACCAGUGCCAUGAUUGUACAUUGACAGCAGAGGGCGCUGGUGUUUGCAAAGCAGGAAAGAGAGGCAACCCUCUCUUCUCACACAACCCUGCUCUGCAGGCAGAGGUGGAACUGGGUUUAGCUGAGGCAGCGGCUGCACCUUCCAAAAGGGGAUUUGCAAGAACCAUCUUAGCGCCAGCCUUCUUUGCAGCCAGGAAGGAGGAGGGGUGCCCUGUUGCUUCAGACCGAAAACUCCCCUGGGUUCUGUAGCUGUGAUUUUGAAUGGAAAGAGGCAUAGGCAAAACAGAAGGGCUGAGCUUCUGGUGCAAAAAGGAGCUGUGAAAAGUAACAGGACUGCAUAUUUCCCACCUCUGGAACUCAGGGUAGAGUACAAGCCCCACCAAGGCCAGCCCCACCCUUAGGCAAACUGAAGCAGCUGCUUCGGGUGGUAAAUCUCCAGGAACCCUUCUGACCCUGAGAGGCGGCAGAAUUUCAUUUUGGCUUCCUUUUGGCACCGCCCCAUUCAUCAAGCAUCAUGGCGCUUCCCCAGCUGACUUUUGAGGAGGUGGCUGUGUAUUUCACUGAGCAGGAAUGGGCCUUGCUGGAUGCGAACGAGAGAGCCUUAUAUUGGGAUGUCAUGCAGGCGAACUACGAGCACCUGACUUCACUCGGUGUUCUCCUCACCCCAACAGAUGGCAGGAUUUCAUCUUGGCUUCCUUUGGCACCCUCCCAUUCUCCUGUCAGCAUGGAAAUUCCCCAGGUGGUGGCUUUUGAGGAGGUGGCUGUGUAUUUCACUGAGCAGGAGUGGGCCUUGCUGGAUGCGAGCAAGCGAGCGCUUUACUGGGACGUCAUGCGGGAGAAUUACGAGCGCUGGACUUCACUGAGUGGUUGCUAUCAACAACGAGACCUUAAAUCUACGGAGCCUUGUGGGAGAUUGCUGAAAUAUUCCCGAGAGAGGGAAUCUCCCAGUCCCUGUCACGAGGAGGAGAAACAACCAGUGGAGAAGUCGGGCGAAACAGCCCCGUUCAAAGGGAGCAUCAGCGCUGCAAAAUGUCAUCCGGUCGACAUGGGAGAAAGGAAGGAUUCCUGUCCCAAGUGUGGGAAAAGCUUCUGUCACAAAUCAGCACUCACUGCACACCUGAGAAUCCACACAGGAGAGAAGCCGUACCAGUGCCACGAUUGUGGGAAAAGCUUCAAUCAGAGCUCAGCCCUGACUCAGCACCAGAGGAUCCACACUGGGGAGAAACCCUACGCCUGCCUCAGCUGUGAGAAAAGAUUCAGUCAGAGCUCAGCCCUCACUCAACAUCAGAGAAUCCACACCGGGGAGAGGGCUUACGCGUGCCUUGAUUGUGGGAAAAGCUUCAUUUACCAGUCGGCCCUCAUACGGCAUCGUAGAAUCCACACUGGAGAAAAAUGCUACAAGUGCCCUGACUGUGGGAAAGGCUUCAACCAAAGCUCUAACCUUAUUACACAUCAGAAAAUUCAUAAUGGGAUACCUUGCAGGAGCAAGAAGAAGACGCCUCAGCAGCAAGUUUGUGAGCCAUUAGAACCACCUGGAAUACAACGAGUUUCCCCUCACAAUCCUCAAGUGGAAAAAGAGAUUCGGAACCAGGGAAGCUUUCAGAGAAACCCCUCAGAGCAGGCCCAGGAUCAAGUCGUUUCUAGAACAGGUAGUUUCAUAUCUCAGGAAGAUGUCACGAUAAAGACAAGGCCUGCUAGGGUUAAGAGGCCACUCGUAUGUCACGACUGUGGAAAGAACUUCAAGUACAGUUCCCAUCUGGUUAACCACCUGAGAAUACACACAGGAGAGAAACCUUACGUCUGCCCAGACUGCGGGAACAGGUUCAUUCAGAACUCAGCCCUCAAGAGGCACCAAAGGAGCCACAGAGGCGACAGACCCUAUGGAUGUUCCGACUGUGGGAAAACCUUUAGCCGGAACUCUCACCUGGCGAAACAUCGAGUGAUUCACACGGGAGAAAAGCCUUACGAGUGCCUUGACUGCGGGAAGAAAUUCAGCGUCAAAAUGAACCUAGCGAUUCACCAACGGAUUCACACGGGAGAGAAGCCAUAUAUGUGCUUGGAGUGCGGGAAACGCUUCAGCCAGCGACCCCACUUUAUGAUCCACCAGAGAAUCCACACGGGAGAGAAACCUUACCAGUGCUCCGAAUGCGGGAAAAGCUUUCGCGUGAGUUCGCACCUUGUCGCACAUCAGAGAAUUCACGCGGGGAAGACGUCGUUCAUAUGUCCGGACUGCGGGAAAAACUUCAGUGGUAGCAAGAAGUUUAUUCAACAUAAGAUGUCCCAUCUCAUUGGAGAAAGCUAUCAGCUGCCCAUUGCAGCUGUGACCAUUAAGAGUGACCCAUUUGCCCCCGGUUCUGUAGGUCUGGAAGGCAGUGGCUACAGUCCUGGAGCGAAUCAGUGAAGUCCCGGCUGUGUUGGGCUAAAACAAAGAAAGGGAAACCUUGAUAAACCCUGUCGCAUAACUGCAAAUGGUGAGAUCCUUUCUACAAUUAGAGUUUGAAGGGAAGGUGGCUGGAAAAAGGCAUUUUCACUCAAACUUCAAACCCUUUUGCUGCAGUUGAGAGCCAGAUGUACCAGAUAGAGUGUUGGGCUUGGCCUGGUUUGGACAUGACUACUCGGCCAUGACGCUUGCCAGUGACCUGGGACCAAUUGUCAUGUCAGCCUAACCUACCUCACAGGGCUGUUAGCAGGAUGAAAUGGAUAAAACCUUGUUGUAUAGAC
Molecule: messenger RNA, 2814 nt
Organism: Podarcis raffonei (Aeolian wall lizard)
Lineage: Eukaryota; Metazoa; Chordata; Lepidosauria; Squamata; Lacertidae
Product: zinc finger protein 883-like
Exons: 7
Coding region: 608-2494 (628 amino acids)
Biological process (GO): regulation of transcription by RNA polymerase II
Molecular function (GO): RNA polymerase II cis-regulatory region sequence-specific DNA binding; DNA-binding transcription factor activity, RNA polymerase II-specific
Source: RefSeq, a predicted model, not a curated record